This is a messenger RNA of Aspergillus welwitschiae, 1542 nucleotides long. RefSeq lists its product as uncharacterized. NCBI's taxonomy places the organism in Eukaryota, Fungi, Ascomycota, Eurotiomycetes, Eurotiales, Aspergillaceae. The transcript is spliced from 4 exons. Bases 1 to 1542 code for a protein of 513 amino acids. The record is from RefSeq and is a predicted model, not a curated record.
AUGAAGGAAAGUCAGUUCUCCGUUGAGGAUCUCCCCACCAAGUCCGUUGCCUCCCAUCCUAUUCUAGCAACCAUCACGCGUGAAUUCCCUGUCUGUGUCUUGCCCGGUCCUUUCACGAUCACCAUCAACAACAUCGACCACAAGGUCGAUCCCGAUUCCAUCCGCGUUGAAGGCUCCGGCCCUGUCAAAGUUAUAGACAUCCAGCAUGCAAUCAUUCACCGAGAUCCGUCCGCCUGCAAACCACCCUCUGAUCAAAAGGCCUAUGACCCAGCCAGAGACCCCGAUAAUAUAAAAAGGCACCCCUUCAACUCCAUUGAAGAACUGACGUGGGCCGAAGAUGACGAGUUGUAUCGAGCCAGUCGUCUAAGUCAAGAGAGGCAGCUUAUGGGUUAUGCUGGAUAUAGUGCGCAAUAUCCUCCUUUGGGCUUUUCAGAACCAACGAUUCGGAAAGGGGAGGAUCCGAGUAUGUGGGAAGAACGGAAUCAGAAAUCUGAUCCGAAACAGUCGGCCUUGGACCAGUCCUGCCAGGUAGUUAUGCAUCUGGAAGGGCAAAUGACUGCUCCUGCCUCCGCCUCGAGCCCUGACACUCUUGGUAAUGAAGAGGAAGAUCAGGCGGAAGGAAAGGCUCAGAGCAAUGAAGUGAUAUUGCGAUUGAUCUAUACAGUUCCGGCGAAAUCGGAACUUAAGCUUCACGACCUCAACCUUAAUACGCUCACCUCCUCGGCCAAGAUAAGGCACUAUGCCCAGCUAACGCUGCCGACUCCGCAGACACACACGUCGUGUCUGGAGGAACAGUUUCCAUCAUUGCAAUUAUUUGAUCAGGCCUCCAUACCACCUGAAACCAGUUUGUUCUCGCCUUCUGUGUCAGCACUGGGGAUCCCAGAAUCAACAUUCCCCUUCCCUGAUGUUUCCCACUCAGGCGAUCUGUUUACGGAUUUCACAGCCGAUGAAAGGAUGAAUGGGAUGGAAAAGGACUUUUACCCCCUUGACGGUAAGGUGCCCGAGUCGAUCAGCCAGGGUCAUGGCUUGAGUGCUGAGCUGGAUCUCCAGGCUUCAUUCACCCAAGCAAUAGUGCCCAAGAAGCAUGUUUCAGCGUGUCUUCGUGCGAAGAUACAGAAUACUUUGCCUGUCAAUAUUGGAAAAGGUGAAAUGAGCUUAACCGUUAACGGCACCUGUCUCAGCAAGUCCCCAGUGCCAAGUUGCGUGCGCAACGAAUCCUUUGAGCUCAACUUUGGGGUGGACCGGUUCGUCAAGGUAACCUAUAAGGAACCUGGUAUAACACUGGCUACAGCCGACGAAUACUUGAAGCAAAGUACUACAUAUACCGAAGCGUCAUGCAAGGUCAAGAAUACAAGAGCCCAUGCUGUCAAUGAUUUGGUAUUGGAUCAGGUGCCAGUCAAUGUGGACGAUCACUUUGAUUUUGAGAUUGUGACGCCAGAGACCUUGAAGGUUCCCGAGGAUAAGGUGGAUUUGACGGCGCCGGGAGUGUCGGGAAAGAAGACUGUGGAGCUGAGCGUGAUGGAGAGAUCAGAUGGGAAGUGA